This is a messenger RNA of Fopius arisanus, 1102 nucleotides long. RefSeq names its product Actin-related protein 2/3 complex, subunit 5 (gene Arpc5). The transcript has 3 exons. Bases 161 to 631 code for a protein of 156 amino acids. Gene Ontology annotation, molecular function: actin filament binding. NCBI's taxonomy places the organism in Eukaryota, Metazoa, Arthropoda, Insecta, Hymenoptera, Braconidae. Gene Ontology annotation, biological process: Arp2/3 complex-mediated actin nucleation; cell migration; regulation of actin filament polymerization. Gene Ontology annotation, cellular component: actin cytoskeleton; Arp2/3 protein complex; cytoplasm. The record is from RefSeq and is a predicted model, not a curated record.
UUUCACUCAAGAAUUAGAGAUUGUGUGAGAUCCAACAUAUAUACACACGAACUUACGCUUAGUAAUUCCUAGGCGUGUACUUUUGUGUAAAUUAGUAAUUAUUGACUCAGAGAGAGCUGGUGAAACGUCAUUGUUACAAUCAUAAAAGUGCAUACUUAAAAUGUCGAGAAUUGAUGAUAAGAAGGAUAUGGGCACAGGCUUUCGUAAAAUUGAUGUGGACGAGUUCAGCGAAAAUAAUUUUAGAGAGGAAGAGGCAGAUGGGGGGGCCACAGGACCUACCGGACCCGAUGAGAACGAAAUUUUGUCACUACUCAGCCAAGGAAAGAAUGCCGAAGCUUUGAUUUAUGCUCUCAAAUCGGCUCCACUCGACUGUAAAAACCAGCAAGUGAAGGAUCAGGCAAGAAAUGUGACACAAAAAAUCCUACUGAGCAUAAAAUCCAAUCAAAUGGACGACAUCUUGGCGCAACUGGAUAGAGACUUAAUGGAUGUUUUGAUGAAAUACAUCUAUCGUGGAUUUGAAAUACCCUCAAAAGACAGCAGUUCCCAUUUACUUACCUGGCACGAAAAAGUAUACAAUAUUAAUGGAAUUGGAAGUAUCGUCAGAGUAUUAACUGACAGUAAACGAGCUUAACGUAGUAGAGAGCGUCAUACUAAUGAUUGUUAUAAUAAAAAAUAUUACAAUUUACUAUAUAUAAAUGUUUUUGUGUGAAAAUACGGACGUCCCUCAGAACUUUAACCAACAUUACUUCUUUUUUAUUAUGAUGCAGAUAUAAUAUACAUAAGUUUCAACAAUGAGUAGAGUAAGGUAGUAACAUGAUGACAUGAUAAUGUAAAGUACAAAAGAAAUAUUUUAACUUGCCCUGAAUAGUUAAGGCAAAAGUUAGAUGAAAUAAUUUUCCACAAGACAAACAGUUUGUUAUCUUUUCUCAGGACAAGAACUUUAAUGACUCAGUAGUAGAGUAGUAGAACGAAAUAAUUUAAUUUUUUGCUUACUUCCUCCUACAUCCUCGACAAUCCCGUUCUUUCUCAAAUAUGAAAAUAUUCCAUAAUACAAAUUCUCUAACUUUAUCCAGUAGUUAGGGAUAGUUACAUUGUAUAAAAA